This is a messenger RNA of Corythoichthys intestinalis (scribbled pipefish), 2794 nucleotides long. It is a transcript of the gene trnt1, whose product is annotated as tRNA nucleotidyl transferase, CCA-adding, 1. Gene Ontology annotation, cellular component: mitochondrion. The coding region runs from base 82 to 1404 and encodes 440 amino acids. Gene Ontology annotation, biological process: mitochondrial tRNA 3'-end processing; tRNA 3'-terminal CCA addition. The transcript is spliced from 8 exons. Lineage: Eukaryota; Metazoa; Chordata; Actinopteri; Syngnathiformes; Syngnathidae. The record is from RefSeq and is a predicted model, not a curated record. Gene Ontology annotation, molecular function: tRNA binding; nucleotidyltransferase activity.
AAAUGUGAUGGGUACUGCACAGCGGUAAGGACAGUAAAUGUUUGUUGCAGGUGUACAUUUGCAAAUUCAUAUCGACAUUUUAUGUAUUUCCAGGGUUUGAGUGAAAAUAAUGACAUAUAUAUGUGGAGCAGAAUAUUGAGACCUAUUGUGGCUGAUAAGACGUGUUUUUGGUGGAGGAGUCUCUUCACGAUGCAACUAAAGAGCAGCGAGUUCAAAGUUUUGUUCACCGAUGGUCUGAAUGAACUGGCAGAUAUUUUUCAAAAGCACCAGUAUGAACUGAGAAUAGCUGGAGGUGCUGUACGUGACCUGUUGUCUGGAAAACGGCCUGAAGAUGUGGACUUCGCUACCACUGCAACGCCUGAAGAGAUGAAGCGUAUGUUCAAUGCCGCGGGGAUAAGAAUGAUAAACAACAAAGGAGAGAAGCAUGGGACGAUUACAGCAAGAAUUCACAAUGAGAAUUUUGAAGUGACUACGUUGCGGGUAGAUAUUCAGACAGAUGGUCGUCAUGCUGAAGUGGAGUUCACCACUGACUGGCAGAAAGAUGCUGAGAGAAGAGACCUUACAAUAAACUCCAUGUUUUUAGGUUUAGAUGGCACAUUAUAUGACUAUUUCAAAGGAUAUGAUGACCUCCAGAGCCGAACAGUCCGAUUUGUUGGCAGUGCAGAGCAAAGGAUCCAAGAGGACUACUUAAGAAUACUGCGUUAUUUCAGGUUCUAUGGAAAGGUGGCUCUGAAGCCUAAUGAGCAUGAGCCUGAAACCCUCGAGGCCAUUCGAGCCAACAGCAGUGGCCUUGCGGCCAUUUCAGGGGAGAGGAUUUGGGUGGAGCUGAAAAAGAUUGUGAUUUGCCAUCAUGCUGCUGAACUGCUGGAAAUGAUGUAUAGCCUGGGGCUGGCACAUUACAUUGGUUUACCUGCUGAUGGUAACAUUGAUGAGAUGAAGCGAGUGUGGCAGAAUGCCAAAGAUCAUUCUCCCAAGCCUAUGACCAUCCUAGCAGCCCUCUGUCGCUGCCAGCAGGAGGUUGAGAAGAUGGACAUACGACUGAAGGUGUCUCGGGAGGAGAGGACUCUGGCUCUGUUUCUGGUCAAAUACAGACAGGAUCUCAGCAAGAAUAAUGACGACAAAGAUGGUCUGAAAACAUUCACGGACUUCAUCAUCGAUAAUCGUGAACUGGAUACCCAGAGCAAAGUGUGCGAGCUGCUGAAGUAUCAAGGGGAGCACAAGCUGCUGUCUGAACUCAGCACAUGGACCAUCCCUCGCUUCCCCAUCAGUGGACAUGAUCUCAGGACAUUGGGCAUCGUCACAGGAAAGGAUUUAGGAACUACUUUACAGAAGCUUCGAGACAUCUGGAAGAAAAGUCAUUAUCGGAUGGGCAAAGAAGAACUUCUCAGUUAUGUGAAGCUCUAAUAGGUUUACACGCAUCAAAGCCAAGCACCUGUGUGUGUGUGUCCGUGACCAAGAAUACCAUUUUGAACUCUUCUUCAAUCAAGUCAGUAAUAGCAGGGCUUGCGCUUAGUAUUCAAUUGAUUCAUGUGUAUAUAGCGAGUGACUAUUACCAGAGACAUGCACCCCCAUCGAUGAAUGCAAUCUCCUUCUAAAUUAACCCACAGGACAGAUUUGCCAUAAAAAGGAGGACAGUACAGCAAUCAACACCACUGCAGACUACAAUAUGUUAGUUCUGUUGGAUUUAAUUUGCAUGCAGUUUCCUCAGAUUUGCGGAAUAAGCCGUCAUCACUGGUUUGUUUUCAAUCUGAACUGAACUGAAUUUACAUUUAUAAAGCACAUCUUGUAUCCAUCAAGUGAUGAAAAUAUUUUCUUUGGGCUAUAUUUAUUUAAGGAGUAUGUUACAUAAUUUAGAACUAGUACUUGGGGACAAGGUGACGAAUGUAUCAAGUUAAUUUAUUAUUAUAAAACAUCCAAAAUACAGUAUGUUACAGUGACAUAUUCAUGUGCUGUCACUGGAAUCUAGAUUUCAUUAGUGUUGUGUGAUAAGUGAUUUUACACUACAGCACAUUUACCAUUUGAUUGAUUUAAAAAAAUGAACAGAUUCAUCAUCAUUUGAUUCGGUACAUGCUUGUCUAUUGAACUUCAUCAAGUCUGCCCUCAUAAUUGAUUUUGUCCUUUUAUAACCAAGGAUUAAAUAAUUGCCUCCAUGACGGUGUCAAAAGAUUACAGAAUCCCAGUUUUCUUGGUACAGCACAGGUUUUUCUGUGGGUAGGUUGCUUCUUAGGUAGUUUUUUUUUGUGCGUAUGUGUGUGCUGGCCAACUGUGCAGACACGCCACCGAGUACUUUAUCCAAACAACGAAAACGCCUUUAAAAAUUUUUUUUUUUUUAAAAGGCCGUGCCGCUGCAUAAUCCCCCCGCACGCUGUUCCUCUACUCUGACCUGGGUGCGUGGUGGUGAGUCCGUGGACAUCUGGAGGUUGGAAACAGUGUUACCCUUAUAAAUCGUGUUCGAGCAAAUAGUGAAAAUUUUUACAUCAGGUUUAUUGUGGGGAUUUGUUUAAAAAUAUUUGUUUUUUCUUAUAUACAUUUCUACUUCAAUAAUUAAUUACCCCCAACCACCUGCCCCAUGGCUAUUUUGAUCCGUGUGUCUAUACAGGCAACCAUUUGUCCGUUCACAACGUUAUCUAGAAAGGUACACAUCUUUAAGUUCUCAUUUUAAUCUAAAUUUGUUAUUUGCAAUCUGUCCCUUUAUUUUCUGUGAUUCCGGUGUUUGUAAGAAACUUAAUAUGAUAAUUUGGUAAUUCCAUUUUCUCUCUCUUCACAACAUUAUUGAGAGAGAAGGGAAUUAAAG